Messenger RNA from Polypterus senegalus (gray bichir), 1260 nucleotides. Its product is annotated as protein GVQW3-like. The coding region runs from base 36 to 590 and encodes 184 amino acids. NCBI's taxonomy places the organism in Eukaryota, Metazoa, Chordata, Cladistia, Polypteriformes, Polypteridae. The transcript has a single exon. The record is from RefSeq and is a predicted model, not a curated record.
UAAAUGCAGUUGUGUUUCCCUUUGUUGCCGGAAUCAUGCUAAGUUUAAAAGUUGAGCAACGUGUUAAUUUGAAAUUUUUAGUAAAACUGAACAAAACACCAACUGAAUGUUUUCAAAUGCUUACUGGGGCUUAUGGGGAAUACUGUAUGUCUCGUGCGCGUGUAUUUGAGUGGCACAAAAGAUUCAGUGAAGGACGUGAGAACGUGGAAGACAAUGAGCGCCCUGGACGACCUUCCACUUCAAGAACCGAAGAGAAUGUAGAAAAAAUUAGACAGAUGGUUAGAAAGGACCGCCGACUCAGCGUCCGAAUGAUAGCUGAAACCAUAAACAUUGACAAAGACACUGCGUGGAAAAUUUUGCGUGAGGAUCUCAAUAUGAAAAAAGUUUAUGCCAAGCUGGUCCCCAGGGUGCUCACACCAGAACGAAAAGAGUGCCGCAAGAAGUUUGGGCCGACAUUCUGCAGCAAGUUGAGACGGAGCUUUUUCAAAAAGUCAUCACAUGUGUUCAAACCUGGAUCUUGCAGCACGCGUAUGAUCCAGAAACAAAACGACAGUCAAUGCACUGGAAAACAUUGUCAUCACCAAGAAUGAAAAAAGCGCGUCAAAGCAUGUCCAAAUUCAAAGCCGUGUUUUUUGACAUGAAGGGCGUAAUUUUAGCAGAAUGGGUCCCAGAAGGCACAACAGCAAACUAGCAUUAUUAUGCAGCAAUUUUCACAAAACUCAGAUAAAAGAGUCAGAAAAAAACGGCCAGAACUGUGGAAUAUGGUUUUAUUCUUCAUCAGGACAGUGCUCAUUCUUACACAGCACUUUCUGUGAAGCAGUUUUUGACCGACAAACACAUUACUACGCGGAACAUCCUCCAUAUUCGCCAGACUUGGCACCUUGUGACUUUUUUCUUUUUCUUAAAUUGAAAUCGGUGCUUAAAGAAACACGUUCCGAGUCAAUGGAAUGGAUGCAGUAAAGAAGAAAAUGAGAGAUAUCUUGAAACAGCUGACAGAAACUGAUCUGCUGCACGCCUUCGACCAGAGGAAAACAAGACUACAUCGGUGCGUAACUGGGAAUCGGGAGAACAUUGAAGGGGACAAGCAUUAGAAUGGUUAUAUAAAUAAAAGUGAAUUAUUGUGUCAGUCUCGUUAUUUAAUAGACAGACCUCGUAUUUUUUAUUUUAGGAUAAUUUUUAUGGUACUGAGCAUUAGAUCUAGAAUUAGGCCUAAUUCUUGUAACAUAUAUAUUUUAAGUAAGUAAUAAAGCCCUGAAUUUA